Trichomonas vaginalis G3 is the source of this 1014-nucleotide messenger RNA. Its product is annotated as disulfide-isomerase A6 family. The record is from RefSeq and is a predicted model, not a curated record. Gene Ontology annotation, molecular function: protein disulfide isomerase activity; protein-disulfide reductase activity. Gene Ontology annotation, cellular component: endoplasmic reticulum lumen. Bases 1 to 1014 code for a protein of 337 amino acids. Gene Ontology annotation, biological process: response to endoplasmic reticulum stress. The transcript has a single exon. NCBI's taxonomy places the organism in Eukaryota, Parabasalia, Trichomonadida, Trichomonadidae.
AUGUUAGGUAUUCUAUUUUCUCUUUUUCUCUCACAUGAAAUGAAAUUGACAUUCAUUCAUCUGACAGAAUCAACUUUCAAGCGACAAGUUUUGAAUAGACCAAAGCAUCAAGUCUGGAUGGUCAUGUUUUAUAGAGCUGAUGAUUCAGCAUGCAAACAUGUUACUGACAAAUUCUUGAACGCAAGUCAAAUCGCUGAAGGAGCGCUUAAGUUCGGUAUUGUUGAUCUUCAUAAGUAUCCAUCCUUCGCAGAAAAGUAUGAUAUUAAACAAGUUCCAAUGAUACGCAUCUUUCACUCAAACGGCGAUGUAGAGUACACAGGAAAGAGAGAUUCCAAAGGAUUUGUAAACACAGGACUUAAUUAUAUUCAAGAUAUAUCCCUUGUUGCUGAUGAAUCUUGGAUUGAUUCAUUCUUACAGACCCCGUCAGCUAUAUUUUUCACAGACGAUGUGAAAAUAAAAUCAAUAUGGAGCAGUAUUUCUACAUAUUUUCACGGAAAAUCAGUCAGAAUUGGAGUUUGCAGAGAUCAUGAUUUGGCUGAGAAGCUCGGAGUUACAGAUUUCCCAUCUAUUCACUUCUUCAAUGGUACUAACCGUGUUGAAUAUGAUGGAAAAAUCUCUUUCCCUGCUAUUAAAGACGAAAUUGAGAAGUUUUUCGCCAAAAAACUUGAAAACAUCGUUGUCAAUCCAAUGUCAAUCAUGAAUCCGUCAUCAUUUACAGAACAAUGUUACGGCGGAAAGACAAAUUGCGUUCUUGCAGUUGCAAAUCAGGUUACACCCGAAUUUGUCAGCAUACAAAAGCUCUACGCCCAACACAAACUGAAAUGGUUUGUCGGAAAAAGCAAAUUACCCCAUCAUUUCAUGGAAAAAAUGGGUGGAUUUUGGAUUUAUAACCCAAGAAAGGACGCAUACAUCCACGUAGACAAGAUCGGAGAUCUACAGCCAGCAUUGGAUAGAAUAAUGGAUGGAAUGGGAAAGUGGCAAAAAGCUGCUGCAUUUGAAAACAAAGAACUUUAA